Messenger RNA from Ipomoea triloba (trilobed morning glory), 1432 nucleotides. RefSeq names its product ultraviolet-B receptor UVR8-like. The transcript has 11 exons. Bases 115 to 1293 code for a protein of 392 amino acids. Lineage: Eukaryota; Viridiplantae; Streptophyta; Magnoliopsida; Solanales; Convolvulaceae. The record is from RefSeq and is a predicted model, not a curated record.
CAACAAGUGCACUAUGAAUAAGAUUCGCACAACCACUAAGCCCAAUACCAUUCCCCUCUCGGAGCAGUCCACAACGACGCUAGUGUGACCAUUUUUGACGGCAGCAAUCGCUCUAUGGCCUCAAGAUCCGCCGUCAUCGCGUGGGGCUCAGGAGAAGAUGGGCAGUUAGGAUUAGGGGAUAACGAAGAGAAAGAACGGGUUUGCUCUAUCAAAGCACUCCAGAACGACAAGGUUUCCUCAGUUGUCGCCGGCAGCAGGAACUCUCUCGCCAUCUGUGAAAACGGCCAGUUGUUUACAUGGGGUUGGAAUCAAAGAGGGACCUUGGGGCACGCACCCACGUCUAAGACUGAGAAUAUUCCCAGUCAGGUUAAGGCCCUUGCUAAUGUCAAAAUUGUUCAGGCUGCUAUUGGUGGAUGGCAUUGUCUGGCCGUUGAUGACCAAGGCCGAGCUUAUGCUUGGGGUGGGAACGAGUAUGGGCAGUGUGGUGAAGAACCAGAGAGGAAAGAUGACACUGGGAAGCCUGUGAGGAGGGAUAUUGGAACUCCACAGCGAUGUGUGCCAAAGCUUUCUGUUCGUCAGGUAGCUGCAGGUGGCACUCAUUCGGUGGUUCUUACAAAGGAAGGGCAUGUAUGGACAUGGGGUCAACCGUGGCCUCCUGGGGACAUAAAGCAAAUAUCUACUCCCGUUCGAGUACAAGGCCUUGCAAGUGUAAGGCUAAUUGCAGUUGGAGCUUUUCACAACUUGGCUCUUCUUGAUGAUGGAGCUUUGAUGGCAUGGGGUAAUAAUGAGUAUGGACAACUAGGAACAGGGGAUACCCAGCCAAGAUCACAACCCAUCCCUGUUCAAGGACUGCUGGGUCUUUCACUGGUUGAUGUUGCUGCUGGAGGAUGGCAUUCUGCAGCAUUGACAGAAGAAGGGGAGGUUUACGGUUGGGGCAGAGGGGAGCAUGGAAGGCUCGGCUUUGGGGAUGAUAAGAGCAGUAAAAUGGUGCCACAAAAGGUUCAACUUCUAUCUGGGGAGAAUAUUGUACAGAUCUCGUGUGGAGGGACUCACUCUGUGGCAUUAACACGGGAUGGCCGCAUGUUUUCUUUCGGGCGAGGAGACCAUGGGCGACUAGGAUACGGGAGAAAGGUGACGACUGGUCAUCCUUCGGAAGUGCCCAUCAACAUUCCACCUCCAAAAGAUCUGAGCGACACUGAAGGGCGGUGGUGUGCUACACUCGUGGCAUGUGGGGGCCGCCAUACGCUGGCACUCGUAAACUGGCAAACACUCGAACCUGAACAGCCUCUGUGAAGUUAGGCUCGCUACUUUAUAGUAUUAGAACUCUGGUAGAUUUGGCUUUCCUGUAUAACUGCUAAUACUAUACUGUUUUUUUUUUGGACAUUGGUAUUAUAGUACAAAAAAUGAGCAGAGAGCUAUAUUAUUGUUAUAA